GCCGCUUCUGCACCUCCCGUCUGUUUGUCUCUGCUCGCCUUCGCCUCGCCCUCCUCGUUACCGCCGGCUUCUUCCGCCACCGCCCGCCGCUCGCUGUAAGCUUCCACCACCACUAUCUUCUCUCUGGCCAGAAGAGCCUUUGCAGCAAUCCACGGAGCGUCCUCUGAGUGAGGUCUCUCUCACCUUGCUGCUAUGCCUUUCCCGCCGCUCGCCGGAACCCACCGUCACCGCACCGGAAGCACCACCUAGUAGUGCCUGUCCCUGAUGCCUAUGGCGUCCGACAGCCCCUUAGAGGCCUUCCUCGCCGGCGCCCGUGGUGCCAUCGCCCAUUUUCACCUUCCCAUCAUCCACAUCCCUGGAUCCAAUUCCAGUCCCAAUCCCAAUCCCAAGCAGCCGCAGCAGGAGCAGGACCCCGAGCCCGAGUGCCUCCUCCACCUCCACGUCGUCGUCACCAACUUCCUCCACAAGCCCCUAAGGUCACUCGCCAGAUGCUUCCGCGGCGACGACACCAAGCGCCGCCCCAAGCCUCGGCGUCGGGGAGGCAAACACUCACGGCCGCUCCGGGACCGGGAGCGGAGCGCUGCAGCCGGCCCGCAGCAGCAGCUGGAGCUCCUCCUCUGCAUUGCAUUCGACGCCUUCUCGCACAACCUGCUUGUACUGGAGGAUGCCUGCAAGCAGAAAGGCGCCGAAUUUGGUAUCGCUACCCAGCAGUUCCAUCAAUUUCAGCUUCUCAGGAAGGUAAUCGAAGGAAAGAGGGCAAAUUUCGACGGGUUCCUUUCCAACCUCGGUUUCGCAAAGGUUGGGGCACCGCCUCCCCCGGCAGACAUCAUGGGUGCGUCCCCUGCCCCAGCACCGAUCAGCGACCAGGAGGGGGCUCGUGGUGGAAUUGAGGACAGGGAGGAGGAGGACAAUGCUAGUGCUACACCACAGUCAGUACAGAAAUUACCUGCUCGGCUGCUUAGCAUCCCAUUGUCGAAUGUGGAGCGGCUGCGCUCGACACUAUCUGCUGUUUCACUGACAGAGCUCAUCGAGUUGGUCCCGCAGCUGGUGAGCAGAUCAUCAACAUCAGCAGAUGGACACCCAGACAAGAAGAAACUUUUCUCUGUGCAGGACUUCUUCAGAUAUGCAGAAAUCGAAGGAAAGCGGUUCUUUGAAGAGUUAGACAGAGAUGGUGACGGCCAAGUCACUCUAGAAGAUCUCGAAAUUGCAAUGAGGAAGAGACGGUUACCUAGGAGGUAUGCUCGGGACUUCUUACGGCGUACCAGAAGCAACUUUUUUUCAAAAUCGAUUGGCUGGAAGCAAUUUCUAUCCUUGAUGGAACAGAAGGAGCCAACCAUUCUCCGAGCAUAUACCACGUUGUGUUUGAGCAAGUCGGGAACGCUUCACAAGAAUCAAAUUUUGACUUCCUUGAAAAGUGCCGGCCUCCCGGCCAAUGAAGAUAACGCUGCUGCGAUGCUACGGUAUCUUAAUGCAGAUUCAGAAGGAUCAAUCUCAUAUGGCCAUUUCCGCAACUUCAUGCUUCUCCUUCCUUCAGAACGCCUUGAGGAUGAUCCUCGGAGCAUUUGGUUUGAAGCUGCUACUGUUGUUGCUGUUCCCCCACCUGUUGAAAUAUCGACCGGAAGUGUUUUGAAGUCUGCUUUAGCUGGAGGCCUUGCUAGCGCACUCUCUACCUCUCUACUGCAUCCUAUUGAUUCUAUGAAGACCCGUGUCCAAUCAUCUACGCUCUCAUUUCCGGAGCUCAUUUUAAAGCUUCCACAAAUUGGGCUUCGAGGAUUGUAUCGAGGUUCUAUCCCAGCAAUUCUCGGCCAGUUUUCAAGUCAUGGUUUGAGGACAGGAAUCUUCGAAGCAAGCAAGCUUGUAUUAACUAAUGUCGCUCCAGCACUUCCAGAGAUUCAGGUGCAAUCAAUGGCUUCCUUCUGCAGCACAGUCCUGGGUACUGCAGUCCGUAUCCCUUGUGAGGUUCUCAAGCAGCGUUUGCAGGCUGGAAUCUUCAACAACGUAGGGGAGGCGAUUGUUGGCACCAUGCGGCAAGAUGGCCCAAUGGGAUUUUUUCGUGGCACUGGUGCCACACUUUGUCGUGAGGUUCCUUUCUAUGUUGCUGGAAUGUGCCUCUAUGCAGAAGCUAAGAAGGCAGCACAGCAUGUUGCGAAGAGGGACUUGGAACCAUGGGAAAUUAUAGCAGUUGGAGCAUUAUCUGGAGGACUUGCAGCAGUUGUCACCACCCCCUUUGAUGUGAUGAAAACACGGAUGAUGACUGCCCCUCCAGGCACACCAGUGUCUAUGCAGAUGAUAGUCUUCUCCAUCCUUGGAAGUGAGGGCCCCCUUGGCCUGUUCAAGGGUGCGAUCCCUCGCUUCUUCUGGAUUGCUCCUCUCGGAGCAAUGAACUUUGCAGGCUACGAGCUUGCAAAGAAGGCAAUGAUCAAAGAUGAGUGCGAGUCCAGAGGGUCUACGCAGGAGAAGAAAGGCAUGGUGGGUUCCAGAGAUUGACCUUCCGUUCGCCUGGCUAACAUUGUGGUGCGCGCAAAGAAACUGAAACCAUGCAAUGAAACACAAGUUUUUCUGCCCAUGUUGCAGAGAAGCAAUAGAACAUCUGGCUUCUUUCGUAGUACAUGUAUCCAGUUCUAGGUUACUAUAUUUCCCCCCUCCUCUGAGGAAAAUUUGUCGAAUUUCAAUUUCAGUAGGCCUUGAGGUGGCUGUAUAGUACAGUAGAUGAGAAAAGGGCUAGAGGGUAGAGAGGCACAUGCUGGAGCUGUUGUUGUUUUGCUGGACAGUACAGCUCACUUCUUGUUUGUUGUUUGGCGAUGAUCCAUAGCCGUCCUGCUGUAAAUUGGCUGUUGUACUUACUCUGAUGACCAUGCAUUUGGCUUGGAACUCGUUGAAGUUUAAAAA
Messenger RNA from Panicum hallii, 2889 nucleotides. Its product is annotated as calcium-binding mitochondrial carrier protein SCaMC-1-A-like. Bases 265 to 2487 code for a protein of 740 amino acids. The record is from RefSeq and is a predicted model, not a curated record. The transcript is spliced from 7 exons. Gene Ontology annotation, cellular component: mitochondrial inner membrane. Lineage: Eukaryota; Viridiplantae; Streptophyta; Magnoliopsida; Poales; Poaceae. Gene Ontology annotation, molecular function: S-adenosyl-L-methionine transmembrane transporter activity; calcium ion binding. Gene Ontology annotation, biological process: transmembrane transport.